This is a messenger RNA of Amblyraja radiata (thorny skate), 3771 nucleotides long. Its product is annotated as leucine-rich repeat neuronal protein 4. NCBI's taxonomy places the organism in Eukaryota, Metazoa, Chordata, Chondrichthyes, Rajiformes, Rajidae. The transcript has 5 exons. The record is from RefSeq and is a predicted model, not a curated record. Gene Ontology annotation, molecular function: protein binding. The coding region runs from base 363 to 3497 and encodes 1044 amino acids. Gene Ontology annotation, cellular component: extracellular matrix.
CAGUUAGUUAAAGCCUGCUAACCCUCACUUAUCGGAGGCAUUCUGCUAUCAAAGCAGGUUACAUUCCAAGAGCUCUACUGGAGGAAUGUACAUCCACCACAAAAGAAACAAAACAGUCACAUGAAUGACACAGGCUAUGUGACCAGACUUCGCUAGGACUUCGUAAUGCAUGGACUUGCAUACGUCCAACAGAUCUUCCUCUACAAAUACUUUUAGAAAAUCAGUAAGGGUUAAAAUUCAUCUGAUUUAUUCACCCCAUGCAACUGGGACUUCUACGUAGCUAUCGGAAACCUGUUUACUUCAAAUAGACCGACAUCCAGUACUCCGAUCAAUUUGGAACUUGGUUCGAUAUUUUAUUUUAAAUGGAACUAGUGGCUCUUUUUCUGCUGGCAGAGGCAAUGUUUUUCCAUUCAAGAAUUAACGGUUCGCCAAUUGAUCAGAUAGAACAUUUUUCAUUGCUUCUUAACAAAACCUAUUCCCAAAAUGACAAUCAGCUCCAUCUCACAAGUCAGAACAUCAACAGCAUUCCAGUUAAUGCCUUCCAAAAUAUCAGUGCUCUGGAAAGACUCGAGCUGUCGGACAACAAUCUGACUGACAAUGGCCUGCCCUGUGGAUCCCUGAACAUAACAACAUUAAAGCAUUUGAGCGUGGCCUGUAAUCAACUUACACGUGCCCCAUCCUGCCUACCGACAGCUCUCAAAUAUCUGGACUUAAGCCACAACGCCAUUCAGCAGAUUGCAUUUUCAAAGUUUAUGAACCUCCACAACUUAACCACUUUACUUCUCAGUCAUAAUAAAAUCUCAACCAUCACUUAUUCGGGGACCGUGCUCCCACACCUUGCUUCACUGGACCUCGGCUACAACAAAUUCACAAAGUUACAGUGGAAAUUUAAAGGGCCCAAUCUCACCUCUCUCAGACUGGAAGGAAACCCUUUGCAAAAGAUCAGUCCGCAUGAUUUCAGUCCUUUCCCCAAGCUUCAGUACCUUAACUUGUCCUCAACGUCUUUGGAAUCAUGCAGUCACAAAGCAUUUGCGACCGAUACAGAAAACAUCAAAGUACUUGAUCUGAGCGAAAACCUUUUCAAAACCUUUGACCGACAGUGCUUUGAUGGAUUAAGCAAUCUGCAGACCCUGUGGAUGAGACGGCUGCCCUUCCUUCAGUCUCUGCCCGUUGACCUGUUCCUCCACACUUCAAGUCUUAUUCAUGUGAACUUGGACGAAAUUCCGCAGCUAUAUUUUUUGAACAGUAGCAUGUUUGAACGGCUCCGACAUUUACAGACACUUUCUCUCCAAAGCUGCAACCUGACAGAAUUCAGACCCUGGACACGCUUCAAUAAUUCAACCAUCAAAAUAACCCUCUUUGGAAACCGCUUGGCGUGCAGCUGUGAGCUCACCUGGCUGACGAGGGAACCAGAAAAGAUAUUACUGACCAGAACAAAUGAUACCAGAUGUAUAAAGAGUGGUCGACAAAAAAAGAUCUUAUUGGCAUUCCUCAUUGAUCAAUGCAACAGAAAUGAAAACUCCAUGCAAAAAUUACAGCCUAAUGUCAGAUCUACACAAACUAUUGUCAAUGCAAGCAGCAAAUUACCAACACCAAGUUCAACUAGGUCUAAAAUCAGCAUCACCUCAUCUUUCACAGAGAGUACAAACCUGCUGAAAACGUUUCUUUACACGUCUUCCAAGUCAAGCCCUGGUUCUUUACCAACUGAAGAAAGUGCCAUACAAAAAUAUCAAGCUUGGAAUAAAAUUAAAUCAAGGCUUAAUAUGUCAACAACGCUGCCCACCACAACCAGAGAUCAAGUGGCUCCUGAACUUUAUUCAACAACUACCAGAGAUCGUAUGGAGGCAAGUACUUACCCAACAACCUCCAGAAAUAAAAGCCCGUCCAAACGUUACCCACUGACAACAGUCAGAAGUCAAACCAGAACUAAAUCCAAACUGAAAAGCAGAUAUCAAAUUAGGCCCAGCCCUGUUACAACCACCAGAGAGCAAAUGGCAUCUGGAUCUUACUCAACAACCUACAGAGUUCAAACAGACACCAAAACGUACCCAACAAUCAGAGAUCAAACACGGAUCAAACUUCACCCACCAACAGUCAGAGAGCAAACUGUGACUGAACCUUACUCGAUAACUAGAGAUCAAACUGUGACUGAACCUUACUCGAUAACCAGAAAUCAAAUUGUGACCGAGCCGUACUCAAUAACCAGAGAGCAAACUGUGACAGAGCCGUACUCAAUAACCAGAGAGCAUACUGUGACAGAGCCGUACUCAAAUACCAGGGAUCAAACUGUGAUUGAGUCUUACAUGAAAAUCAGAGACCAAACUGUGACUGAAUCUAACUCAACGACAAGUGGAGAUCAAAUGGUGAUCAAGCCUUACUCAACAACCGGAAAACCCUUUGAGACUGAACUUCACCUAUCGACAGCCAGAGAUGAAACUGUGACUGAACUUUCCACGACAACCACAGAUCAAACUACGACCACACCCCACCCAGCAACAAUUGGAGACCAUACAGCGAUCAAAUCGCACUCACCAACAACCAGCGAUCAUACUGGGACCAAGCCCUACCUGACCAUCGUGGAUCAAACUGGAACCGAACCCAAUGGGACAAUCAGAAACCAAACUGGGCAUGAACGGAACCUGACCAUUACCAGGGUGCAAACUGCCCACAAAUAUUACCCAUCUAUUAACCGAGAGAAAGCUAGCACUAAGCAUUACCCAGCAAUGACAUUGCAAACUUCAACAACACCAGCACGCUCCACUGUCUCCACCACCAAAAAGGGACCGAAAUUUAUAGUGAUUGACGAUGCCGAUGAUGCAGAGUCUUUGGAAAAAGAGGAAAUCACAAGUCCUCUACCCGGUGACUGUAAUUAUGAUCCAUGUAGACACUGGCAGGUACCUUGUCAUGAGCUGCAACAUUUGACAGACUGCCGUUGCCCUGCCACAACUGGGGAAGACGUCAUCCCAGAGUCAGUGAAGAUACAGAAGGUUAUUAAGAUUUCAGACAAUGCAGCCGAAAUCUACUGGUGCUCGCCUAGUUCCACAGUGCUGUAUUACUAUAUUAUCUAUCAAUCAGACGAGAACAGGCGUUUGUACAAGACGGACACCAUCAAACCAACAUAUCGGAGAUAUACCUUGCGCGACCUUACUGCAGACAGUACUUAUCACACUUGUGUGGUGGCUGUGAAUAAUGCAGGAUCAAGUACUGCAAGCAGCAUCUGGCCCUCAAAAGGCCCCUGCUAUAUAUUCAAGACUAAGCCAAACUACAAUAAUAUUUUUUAUAUAACGUCUACUGUCAUUAUUGUCAUUCUCUUCAUACUUGUAGUUAUUCUGUCUUUUUGCUUGUGCAAAAUUCACCAAAAGAGACGAUUGAUCAAUUUAUCCAGCAUAAGCUUGGAUCCCCUCAGCUUGCAAAAUCCAGCAUUUGAUGACCAUCUGGAGCUGGCAGAUUCAAGAACAAUACGCUCAAGAACCCCAGACUCUGAACAGAUUCUCUAACAUUAAAACUUAAAAUAACUCUGAGGGAACCUCCACCCAAAAAAAAUGUAAUAAUGUAGCAAUUUAUAGCAACAUUUUGGAAUUUACUUCAUUGUACUUUAGCAAUCUCUACUGUAAUUUAUAAGAGUCCUCUCAGAAAGGGUAGAAGAUACAGAUUUUUAAUGAAUCAUUUAUUCACCUUGCUAGCCGGAAGAAAUUAAAUACUUGUACGUGAAAUGAAACAAUACAUCUCCUGUAUGCGCUUCUUUGGAAAAUAAAAAGAUUUAUACUGUGA